UGAUGACUUGGGUGAAACAUCUGCAAAGAAAAUGUUGGAACGGAAAUCACGAGCUAACCUGGUAUCCUUUGAACCAUUGGGUGAACAUAUUAAAAUAGGUUUGGAUUUCCUACUGCCAUUUAUUAAAGUGCCAAUUGUAAGGAAGGUUGAUGCUUAUGGCAAUGAGCCGGCUUUAAUUAAUAUAAAUACUGCGGCCUUAGUGACCACCGGUCUAUUGGCAACAUCUAGUGCCUUGAUUUCCUACAUCUUUAGAAGAUAUGUGGUACUUGGAAGAGAAGAAUCUACCGCGGACAAGCGUCGAAGAUCGGUUAACGAUUUAGAACAUGAAUUGUGGUCCGUUUUAAAUAAUUUCAAAUUGGUUUAUAGAAAUUCUUCAGGUGCUAGAGUUGAUACCUCAUUAACUGGUCUAUUUGAUACGAUUGAUGAGACAUUUCAAAGUAACGACAUCGACCUAAGUUCAUGCAUACAAAAAGCCAUUUGUGCACGUAUACAGCUAUCUGCACGUCGUGUUAAUGAGGGUGAUUCAUCAGGUGUCGAUAAAAUUAUUGACGGUUUAAUAGGCAUUAAAUGGUUGAGAAGUGUUUUACGUCACACAUCUCUUAAGGAAGCCAUUGAGUCAAUAAAUGUUUCAUCGUUUUCCAAUCAUCAACACAACAACAUUUAUUGCGACAUUAAAUAUCCACAAUGUAAAUGGUCAGUGCCAGAAGAUAAUCUAAUUGAUAUAAUUACAACUUAUUUGAAAUUUACGUGAGAAUAUUGACAUUAUUUUUACUGCCA
Messenger RNA from Calliphora vicina (urban bluebottle blowfly), 777 nucleotides. RefSeq lists its product as uncharacterized. The transcript is spliced from 3 exons. Lineage: Eukaryota; Metazoa; Arthropoda; Insecta; Diptera; Calliphoridae. The record is from RefSeq and is a predicted model, not a curated record. Bases 32 to 751 code for a protein of 239 amino acids.